UUUCAUUCGGACAAAUCUUCGUUUAACAAGGCAAUUAUCUACCAUUUCCAAGCAAACCCAAUUUAAUUCUCUUUAUAUUCCAUUGAUUUCUUUGUUUUCUCAGCCAAUUAAAAGAGGGUUUCUUUGUUCUGCAUCAUCUUGUGAUAAUUCUAAGAGGUUUGUGUUGUUGGGUUUGCGAUCAGGUCACAGUAUGGCCAGUCAAUCAGCUCAGCCUAAAUCAGUCCACGAGUUCACAGUCAAGGAUGCCAAAGGGAAUGAUGUGGAUCUUAGCAUAUAUCGGGGAAAGGUCCUGCUGAUUGUCAAUGUUGCAUCACAAUGUGGAUUCACCAAUUCGAAUUAUACAGAGAUGACAAAGCUAUAUGAGAAAUAUAAGGAUCAAGGCCUCGAGAUUCUGGCAUUCCCAUGCAAUCAAUUUGGCUCGCAGGAACCUGGAAGUAAUGAAGAGAUUCAACAGUUCGCCUGCACUCGCUUUAAGGCUGAAUAUCCCAUAUUUGAUAAGAUUGACGUCAAUGGUUCAAAUGCUGCUCCAUUAUACAAGUUCCUGAAGUCGAGCAAAGGAGGAAUUUUUGGAGACGGUAUCAAAUGGAACUUCUCCAAAUUCCUGGUUGAUAAAGAGGGGAAUGUUGUCGAUCGCUAUGCUCCCACUACUUCUCCUCUUGGCGUCGAGAAGGAUAUAAAGAAACUGCUGGGAAUUGCUUAG
This is a messenger RNA of Ilex paraguariensis (yerba mate), 700 nucleotides long. NCBI's taxonomy places the organism in Eukaryota, Viridiplantae, Streptophyta, Magnoliopsida, Aquifoliales, Aquifoliaceae. The record is from the annotation of a GenBank genome assembly.